Molecule: messenger RNA, 252 nt
Organism: Aspergillus tanneri
Lineage: Eukaryota; Fungi; Ascomycota; Eurotiomycetes; Eurotiales; Aspergillaceae
Exons: 2
Coding region: 1-252 (83 amino acids)
Source: RefSeq, a predicted model, not a curated record
AUGACCUCUACUGUAUUUGUGCCCAUUAAGAGCAGAGGGAUUAAUUUAACGGAUGCCGCAGAUGCCGCAGACACCGCGGGCGCAAUGUUGCGAAUUAUCUCUGAUACAACGGUCAAUGUCAAUCGGGCAGAGGCCUCUCUGGAGUCCUAUGAUAUGGACGUGGAUGACUUUGAGGACUCCAGGGCGGCGGAACAGCAAGAUCAACUACUUGCUAUCUCCCAUGGCGCUAGAGUUUAUGGUGAUUGGCAUUAA